CAAUGCCGCUGCGCCCAGACCACCCGCCACGCGACCCACCGACGCGACGCGCUCUUCUCCCCACCCCAUCCCAUCCGCACCCAAACACCCCCAUCGCCGCACGCACGCACGCACGCACCCACACCACACCACCACCACCACCACACACCCACCCGAUCCCAACAUGUUCGCCCGCCCCCUCCCCCGCCUGCUGCGCAACACCCGCGCCUUCAGCGCCUCGCCGGCCUCGCAGCUCGCGCGCAUGACAGUGGUCGGGCGUCUGGGCGUGGCGCCCGAGGAAGUCAGCAUCUCGGGCGACCGCACGCUGGUGCGGUAUGUGAUUGGCAGCUCGUACGGCAAGGGCGAGGACAAGAAGACGAGCUGGUUCCGGGUUGCGAGUUUUGUGCAGGGGGCGCAGAAGGAGUUUUUGAUGGGCGUGCCGAAGGGAUCACUCCUCUACAUCGAUGCGGAUGCGCGCAUGGAGGUCUUCACCGACGCCGAGGGCAACAAGCGCUCCAACCUCAGCCUGGUCGCGAGGAACUUCGAUGUGCUGUCGCGCGCGCGCACCGAGGAGGGCGAGGCCAACGACGAGGGUCUCGUGCAGGAGGCGUCUGGUUGAGCGGGCGCUGGCUGCGCGUGUACGAUUUGUUAUGAGUUCGAGAUGUUCUUCGGCUUGGGGGGGAUACGGGAAGACGGCUCUUGCGUCUGUCGGCUUGCGCGGGGGAUGGAUGGGGUGCAGAGUGUAUACCAGACGGUUUCUUACGUGCAAUCUCGGCUCUUGUACAAGUAUGAUUGAAUGCAGGCGUUUUCUGUGCGA
Boeremia exigua is the source of this 796-nucleotide messenger RNA. Its product is annotated as ssDNA binding protein-like protein. Bases 164 to 598 code for a protein of 144 amino acids. NCBI's taxonomy places the organism in Eukaryota, Fungi, Ascomycota, Dothideomycetes, Pleosporales, Didymellaceae. Gene Ontology annotation, molecular function: single-stranded DNA binding. The record is from RefSeq and is a predicted model, not a curated record. The transcript has 2 exons.